AUGCACGGGGGAGCCGCUCAUAUCCGCCCCCUGAAAUACAUCCCCUACCUUCUUGCUAGCGACCACAUGGCAGAUUCAACCGAACAGCCGUUCACAGUCGCAGUCUCGGAUUCGGACCUUGCCUAUCUGCACAAGAAGUUGGAGCUUGUCCGCUUACCGGACGAACUUAACGAGGCGGGUUGGGACUAUGGCGUCCCGUUGACUGACAUCCGCCGUCUGGUAGCCUACUGGAAAGACGGCUUCGACUGGAAGAAGGCGGAAGCUGAGAUCAAUGAGAUCCCCCAGUUCACGAGAGACAUUGAUGUGGAGGGAUUCGGCACGCUUAACAUCCAUUAUGUCCAUCAGAAGAGCACCGAGGAGCAUGCAAUCCCUUUAUUGUUUGUGCAUGGAUGGCCGGGAAAUUUCCUCGAGGCGAGGAAGAUUCUGCCUAUGCUGACAUCCGUCUCUUCUGAGCACCCGAGCUUCCAUGUCGUAGCACUCAGUUUACCUGGAUUCGGGUUUUCCGAAGCACCGAAGAAAAGGGGGUUCGGCGGUCCUCAGUAUGCAGAAGUUGCCCACAAACUAAUGCUUGCGGUUGGCUACACCGAAUAUGUUGUGCAGGCAGGAGAUUGGGGACACGUUGUUGCUAAGUUGAUGGCCUGGCGGUACGGCAAGCAAGGUGUUAAGGCGUGGCACACAAACUUCCCUGCAGCCAGUCCUCCCUCCUUUGUAUCUGAUCCCUUGCUCUACUUGUCUCACCUAGUGACGCCUUGGACACGCGCCGAACGUGCAGGACUAGAGCGCACGACGUGGUGGCGCAACAAGGGUGGCGGUUACUUCCAAGAACAAUCGACCCAGCCGCAAACACUCGGUUACAGUCUGGCAGAUUCUCCGGUAGGCAUGUUGGCGUGGAUUUACGAGAAACUGGUGCAGUGGUCGGAUAAUUAUCCAUGGACUGACGACGAAGUCCUAACCUGGCUUUCCGUAUACUGGUUUUCGCGCGCUGGGCUAGCGGCGUCAGUGCGAAUCUACUACGAGAUGGCAGUUGCAGGCAACAUCAUAAGACCGGAACGGAGUUCGGUACCGCUCGGAUUAUCGUUCUUCCCUCGGGAGCUCAUCCUGGCCCCGAGGAAAUGGACGCGUACUAUCGGACGCGUCGUCUUCGAGGACGAACACGACUCCGGUGGUCAUUUUGCCUCCAUCGAGAAGCCCGAGGAGCUCGUUGGCGACGUGCGCCGUAUGUUUGGGAAGGGCGGGCCUGCCUACGGUGUGGUCCCGGGAAAGACGGGCUACAGCGGGUAA
Sparassis crispa is the source of this 1281-nucleotide messenger RNA. Its product is annotated as alpha/beta-hydrolase. The record is from RefSeq and is a predicted model, not a curated record. Bases 1 to 1281 code for a protein of 426 amino acids. NCBI's taxonomy places the organism in Eukaryota, Fungi, Basidiomycota, Agaricomycetes, Polyporales, Sparassidaceae. The transcript is spliced from 8 exons. Gene Ontology annotation, biological process: epoxide metabolic process. Gene Ontology annotation, molecular function: epoxide hydrolase activity.